UAUUAUAAAAUGCGGUUUUUAAGAACACUAGAUUAUCAUUACUAACCACAAUUGUUAUUUGUUUUAGACCCACAGAGCACGGAAGCAUCAUGUUACUUUCCACAAGAAUUUCAAGGGGAAUUUAUAAUGCAAAGUCCCCCAUCACCACAGAACCUUAUGAUGGGAACGGGAAUACAAUACAGUACUCUCAAUAUCACUGAAAAUUCAAUACCAAUUUGGGGAAAUUGUCACCGCAGGAUCGGAAACAAUUUCAUACUGAUGUUCAACUAUAGUGAAACACUAUGUGUAAGAUGUUUGCUCUUGAAACUAAGAUCUUCAAAUGUUUUGCAAAUCUUCGUUGCUACAGAAGAAACAAUAUCAAAAUGCUUUACAAAUGAAAAAGCUGCAGAAGAAAACUGCCCUUCAGAAGAUACUGUAGUAACACGAGAAGCCGCAGAAAUAUUGCUCUUCAAAAUUAAAGAUAAUUUUGGAUUAACAACAGAAAGGCAAUAUUGUCCUAUAGAUGGAAAUUACAUUGUAAACUACAAGGGCACUGCCCAGAAGCGGGCUAAUGAAUGUAGAGGUUACGAUUCUAUACUCAAUUCAUGUCCAUCAGGGUCUACUUUAAAUUUUAUGCUAAGAAAUUGCACAUUCAAAGGUUAUGACAUGAAAUUUGAAUGCCUUGGACACUGGAAAGGAAUAGACGAUGAAACUUUUGUCAUUUUUACUGAUAGUAGAUAUAUGUCCAAUCUUAGACCCAAAUACAGAUGUGCCGUUUAUCGACAAGAUCCAAAAACUAAUAAAAUACAGAUGGCUUUGAGUAGAGAUUCAACUUGCACGACUGACCUUUACAAUACCACUAGUGGUUUCGAAACAUUCUCAUUGGUACCAAGAGUUGAGAGACCUUGGCCAGUUGAAGUAUCUUUUGAAAUGUGUAGCUUUCCUCAAUGGAUGUAUGGUGAUUGGGAACACCUAAAAAUUAGAUCAGACACCAUAUUGUACAAAGACCAUAAUUCCUUUAAAACUCAUACUAUCAAGUGUGCAGGUGUAUUAGAGGAUAGCGACAAGUAUAUUAUCUUCAGUAGAACUCAGUGUGAAGAAGAAUCUUAUAAUUGUCUAAGGAUAGCAAAUAGAGGAAAAAAUAUAUUAGAGUUUCAACUUGGUAUGAAUGCAAGUAAUAACAACGAUGAUGUUUACGCUUUAUGCGCCGAUGAAAACUUUAAAUCUGAUGCUUGGAUAACCCAAGGACGAUUGGAAAUACCUCCUGGCCUAUCAACUGGAAUGUGUCCCAUCACUGGGGAAUAUACAGGAAGGAUUCCAGAUGCCACAGACUUAUGUACUAAGCUAUGGUCAGAUUGCAGAGCUCCCGAACUUAUGUACUAUCAGGUAUCUCAUUGUGAAACUGAAGAAAUCUAUGAAGAAAGGGAGUAUCAAUGUUUGGGUCAUUGGAGAGAAAGGCAUCUAUUAUACACCUACACCGAAAGGAAAGAUGUAGCUGCUGGUACCUAUGAAUGUUUUGUAGGAUCGAUUAUCACGGAAAGUGAAAUUUAUAUUAAAGAGGCUGGUGAGCACUGCCAAAGAACUGUCGAUCCAUUAAGAUAUGGAAUGAAACUUUUAAAGAAACAACCGUUGUACUCUUGUAUAGAAAGAAAUACUACUCCUAAGCAUAUUCAAAGAACAACGACUAGAUCACCUACUAGACGUACAACUAGUUACGUCUCUAAAAGUACAACCAUUAUGUCUGAUAUCGGUGAGUACCUUUUAAAUAUAUUACAUGGUAACUACAAAAAUCGAUUUUCUUUAUUAUUCUUUAUUCUUUUUACUUAUGUCUGCAUAGUGCCUAUAUAUAUAUAUAUAUAUAUAUAUAUAUAUAUAUAUAUAUAAUAUAUAU
Messenger RNA from Diabrotica balteata, 1870 nucleotides. The record is from the annotation of a GenBank genome assembly. NCBI's taxonomy places the organism in Eukaryota, Metazoa, Arthropoda, Insecta, Coleoptera, Chrysomelidae.